Messenger RNA from Alligator sinensis (Chinese alligator), 1125 nucleotides. RefSeq names its product putative E3 ubiquitin-protein ligase UNKL. The record is from RefSeq and is a predicted model, not a curated record. NCBI's taxonomy places the organism in Eukaryota, Metazoa, Chordata, Crocodylia, Alligatoridae. The annotation marks the transcript as partial. The transcript is spliced from 2 exons.
GCAUGUGAUGCAUGGCAAAAAGAGGCCCAAGAGGCCAAGGAACGUGCUAAUGUGGCAGACACGGAGAAACAGCUAGCCCUUCGGAAAAAAGAGGAAGUGGAAAUCCAGGUAAUUUUUCAGAUCCAUUCAAAGAAGUGUGUUGUAUGCCGAGAACAUAACCGUAGCGUUGUCCUGCAGCCAUGCCAACAUUAUGUCCUUUGUGAACACUGUGCAGCUAAACAACAAGAAUGUCCUUGCUGCAAGACAACAAAAAGUAAAUGGUGACAGUGUGUCAUGGUACUUAUGUAAUGUUAAUGAAUUAAAUAUUUUAUGUUCUAGUAUUUUAUAUAAAAAUUGUAUAUGUAGUUAUUAAUCCAUUUACUAGUGCUAGACUGAUCUCCAUUUUGACUUCUUAAGAGACGUUCUUUCCUGUUUCCCUAAUAUAGGAAAAGCGGUUUGGCUGCCUUUACUUGAUUUCUUUCUAUGAUGCUGUUCUAAAGUUCCAUAUUUAUUCCUUUCUUCACUUGGCCUUUUCAAUUUUUACUUGCAUUCCUGUUGCACAGGCUACUCAGGUUCAGUUCUUCAAACAUAAUCAUGUCUUAAGGGUCCUUACCCACAAUGCCUGAAUGAGGGAUUUAUGCUUCUACUCUGCAUCAGAAUUCAUGGAAGUUACCAUGUAAAUACAGUGCUUGAUAAUAGGAGGACCCACGCUUCACCUUGUGUCUAUGGUGUGCUAUAUAGUCCAGUGCCAGUAUUUUGGAGUCAGUCUAACACUACUGUUUACUUGGCUAUUUGAAGAAAUUUGAUUACCGUAAAAGCACUUUGUUAACUUUUUUUAAAGAGGUUAUGUUAUAAAUUGCUUUAAGCUGCUUUCUAGGUUUUAUGUUUGUUUUUUAAUAUGCGAUAAAAUGAAGCUUUUUAUGUGUACUGUGAAUUUAAAAUAUUUCAUAUCAGUUUUAUUGUUAAAUCAUAGUAUGGUAAAUAUGGAGUUAGAUUUCAUACUUUGACUUUAUUACUUAUUAAAUGAACAAUUAAAGAAAAAUGGGAAUUGCCUAGAAUUUUUACAAUUUUCGCGUUAACUUCAAACUAAUAGUGUUUAUAAGUCUACCAGCAGAGAGGAUAACGCUGAAAGGCACAUAGGCUUAC